Molecule: messenger RNA, 1785 nt
Organism: Cryptomeria japonica (Japanese cedar)
Lineage: Eukaryota; Viridiplantae; Streptophyta; Pinopsida; Cupressales; Cupressaceae
Product: methionine aminopeptidase 1B, chloroplastic
Exons: 10
Coding region: 233-1294 (353 amino acids)
Biological process (GO): proteolysis
Molecular function (GO): metalloaminopeptidase activity
Source: RefSeq, a predicted model, not a curated record
CGAUCCAAAUAAAUUAAGCUACGAUUAACAUCCUCCAUAGAUAAUUCGCUUUAUAUCUGUGUUUUUUGUUUUUAUAUCUAUUAGUAUUUAGAUUUCGGAUGCCAUAGUAUUUACAGAUGAUCUUCAGCUUUAUCACUUUUUAAUGCCGGAGUUCGGAGAUCAAAUGGUAAAGGAUUUUGCAAGCCCCCCACAUUGAAUAAUAAUAAUAAGGUUCCAUUUAACGUUAAUUUCAAUGGCUUGCUCUUUCAUCACGGGAGAAUUGGUAGCUCAUAAUCGCCUACCUUUCUCAUCUAUGAAAUUCAACAUGGAUUCAAACUCAGGAAAUAAAUACAAGCGCAAGCAUCUUCUGAUAGUGUCGGAAAAAAAUUCUGUAAGAGAAAAAGUUUUGUUGGUGAAAAGAGCUAGAGAGAGGAGGGAAGGAGAUACUCCAAACCAGACACAGAAACGUCUCCCUUUAAAGCCUGGAAAAGUGCAACCUUGCUUGCCUGUACCUGAUCAUAUUUUAAAGCCGCCAUAUGUAAACUCCAAAUCUCUGCCUGCGCUUGGACAGGAGCCUCAAAUACAUGAUGCUAAAGGAAUAGAAUGCAUGAGAGCAUCAUGCCGGCUUGCAGCACAAGUUUUAGAGUAUGCUGGGACUUUGGUCAGGCCAUCAGUGACAACAGAUGAAAUUGACAAAGCUGUGCACAAGAUGAUCAUUGAAGCUGGGGCAUAUCCCUCACCACUUGGUUAUGGCGGGUUUCCGAAAAGUGUGUGCACAUCAGUUAAUGAAUGUCUCUGUCAUGGGAUACCAGAUUCUCGUCCAUUGCAGGAUGGUGAUAUCAUUAACAUCGAUGUAACUGUUUAUCUGAAUGGUUACCAUGGAGAUACUUCAAAGACAUUCUUAUGUGGAAAUGUUGAUCAUGCAGCCAAGAGACUGGUCAAGAUUACUGAAGAGUGCAUGUAUAAGGCAAUAUCAGUUUGCAAAGCGGGAGAAAGCUUCAAUCGAAUUGGUAGUAAAAUUAAUCGACAUGCAGAUAAAUUCGGUUACACUGUCGACAGAAGGUUUGUUGGUCAUGGUGUGGGCAAGAUCUUUCAUUCAGAACCAGUUAUUUUUCAUUAUCGUAAUAACAAGCCAGGCUAUAUGGUGGCAGGUCAGACUUUUACAAUAGAACCAAUACUUGCAUCAGGAAGAACUGAUUGCAUAGUUUGGAAUGAUAAUUGGACUACACUUACAGCUGAUGGCAGUUUGGCUGCUCAGUUUGAGCAUACCUUACUGAUCACAGAGAGAGGAGCAGAGAUUUUGACACAAUGUUGAAGAUCAUUACCCUAUACUCUACCUUGACAAAUCUUUAUUUCCUCAAAAAAAUUUGGUGGCUAUCCACUGUGCAAGGUUUAUUUAUGUAAUAUAACCAUUCAGCUAUCAAUAAUAUUCGUGUCCUUCCGCAUUUUGUCAAGAGAUGUGCCAUUAUAAACUUUUGAUGAUUUGAUAUAAUAAUAAUAAUAUUCAGUCUUACAUUUAAAGUUUAUAUGUUCACGUUCAAAGUUAAUCCCCCAUUUCCCUAGGAGUGAAGCACUUUCCUUGCCUACAAGCAGCCACAUGUACACAUGAUCCCUGCACAUUUGUGUGGCAUUGGAAAUCCUAAUCUAUGUGCUAUUUUAUUGAUUUCUUUAUUGUUGUGAUUAUUCGGUAAAAGAAAGAUAAGAUCUUUACCCUUCUCAAAGAAAAUUCUAGACAUUUGAGAGCACAAUGUAGCUCUUUGAUAAACUUUAUCUCAUAAUUUGAAAGAUUGCAAGGUUCUAUGUUAA